Messenger RNA from Mollisia scopiformis, 561 nucleotides. RefSeq lists its product as uncharacterized. The transcript has a single exon. Bases 1 to 561 code for a protein of 186 amino acids. The record is from RefSeq and is a predicted model, not a curated record. NCBI's taxonomy places the organism in Eukaryota, Fungi, Ascomycota, Leotiomycetes, Helotiales, Mollisiaceae.
AUGGCGCCCCCUCAUAAUGCUUCAUCUACCAGUUCUUUUAUUCCACACGCAGCGAGUCUUGUAGGCGAGGAAGUCAACAGAUCAAGGAGAUAUGCAGGAGUCGCAAUAUCUCUCCAGACCUCAACAUAUUGUACGAGCUCAGAGAACAUGGAACCAGCAUCAGUCAGCCUCCCUGUCCCAGAUGAAGCAGAGCGGGGCGCACUUAGCAUGCAAAGCGGCAGCGAAGGCAUUAGUAUCCACGACAAUGAAGAACAGGAAGCUUUUUCCAGUAGCGAUGAGGACGAAUACAGGGUGGUCAUGAAGCCUGCAUCUCAUAAUCCUCCUUCACUUCCCACGCAGCCAUCGACAGGUCCAGCAUCUACUGAAAGGCUCCCCAGCUCUCAAACCGAAUCAGUUUCUCACGCUCCAACCUUGUCACGCGCUCCAGUGGUGUCUUUUCCGACUGAAUUGAUGCGAGGUUUACCAGGAACCUUGGAAGGACACAUGGACAUAAUUAGCCCAGAACGAUCAAACACAAACGCCAACGCAGCUUCUGACAACGACGCAGUUGAGAAAGACUAG